This is a messenger RNA of Mauremys reevesii (Reeves's turtle), 5978 nucleotides long. It is a transcript of the gene LMO7, whose product is annotated as LIM domain 7. The transcript has 33 exons. Bases 158 to 5419 code for a protein of 1753 amino acids. Lineage: Eukaryota; Metazoa; Chordata; Testudines; Geoemydidae. Gene Ontology annotation, biological process: actomyosin structure organization; regulation of cell adhesion; regulation of signaling. Gene Ontology annotation, molecular function: actin binding. The record is from RefSeq and is a predicted model, not a curated record.
CGCGUCCUUCGGGGGCGCUUCUUUUACCUGCCGCCAGGUGGGGUCGGGCCGCUGCGUCCCGGGAGCGGGAGGGACGCUUGGAGCCAGGGCGUGAAGAGCGGAGCCGCCAGACUGCGCUGCAGCCGGGGAGAGUCGGUCCGGGCGAGUAGCUGCAGCCAUGGAGGGGAGAGAAGAUGCCGAGGGCAGCUGCGAUGUAGCUUUUGCUGAAGCUCAGAGAUGGGUGGAGGCAGUCACCGGGAAAAGUUUUGGAACCAAAGAUUUUCGAGCCGCUUUAGAAAACGGAGUCCUGUUGUGUGAUUUGAUUAACAAGAUCAAACCUGGCAUCAUUAAGAAGAUCAAUCGUCUAUCUACUCCAAUAGCUGGUUUGGAUAAUAUAAAUGUUUUUCUGAAAGCUUGUGAAAAUAUUGGAUUGAAAGAAGCUCAGCUUUUUCAUCCUGGUGAUCUUCAGGAUUUGUCCAGUCGAGUUACUGUCAAGCAAGAGGAGACCAAUAGAAGACUUAAAAACGUUUUGAUUACAUUAUACUGGCUGGGGAGGAAAGCACAAAACAAGUCUGGUUACAAUGGUCCACACCUUAACCUUAAAGCAUUUGAGAAAUUACUAGGACAAGCUCUGACCAGGGCCCUCGAAGAAUCUAGCAGUCUGAAAAGCAGUGGCAGGGACAGUGGGUACGGUGAUAUUUGGUACAUUGACCGUGGAGAAGCAUUUUCACCUUCCACUAGCCAUAAAAGAGACGAUUCUUUCGAUAGCCUGGACUCCUUUGGUUCAAGAUCUUCCACAAGCUUUUCAUCAGAUAUAACCUUGAAGGGUAGCAGUGAAGGUUGUGAAAGUGACACGGACUCUGAACUGCCUUACAAAAUGCAUGAUUCUGGCAAAGAUAACAUGUCAUAUCGCAGGAUUGCUGUGGUUGAACCAAAACCUACUACAGACUUCAAUCGGUUCUUACCCAGCAACAGGAAACAGGCACCAUAUAUGCCAGCACCGCUCAGGAAAAAAAGGAUAGAGAAGAAUGAGGACAACAGAAGAAGCUGGGCAAGUCCUGUCUUCACUGAGCCAGAUGGAACAUUUUCAAGUAACCAGAGGAGGCAGAGGCAUUUGGACCCUAAAGAGGAAAGCAAGCCAAAAGUUAACAUUUCUUCAAAAUUCUCCGGCUAUUCUGAUGAUGAGGAAGAAAAGACAGUAGGCAUCCCAAACAUUGAAAAAGAUGAUCUCUAUGUUCGCAAACUAAAUUCUGCAGUUUCAAACCCAAUGGUUUCUUUUGACAAGUUUCUACCUAAGUUUUGGACUCCAGAAGAAGAAUUGCAUUGGAAAAACAUCAAAAAAGGAUCCUCUUCCAAACCAUGGUAUAAGGAGCUUCAGGGAUUCAGUAGAAGGAAGGCUGAUUCUGAGGAUGAAGAUUCAGCCAAUAAACAAAGCAAUGCCAAACCGACUGCUGAUUAUGUGGGGAAAUCAUUGUCCCAAAUUGCAGAAGGGGGAAUCACAUACGCCUCUGAUCAACCCAGUCAGUUUUCAUUACUUCAGACCCUCCAAAAAUACUCUGAUGACUACUUGUCUUCUGAAAUGAAGACCAAAAUUGAUCCUACUUCUGGCCCUAGGGUCAUAACAUGCAGAAAGAAUAUUUUUUUUACGCCAGGAUGCAACCAGAGGGAAACUAUGAAUGGAGACCUAUAUCCAGACUUGGAAAAUGACGAUUUGUUUGUUCGGAAGACUGGGGCUUUCCACAUAAAUCCAAUUGCUCUCCAAGCUUUUGAAUACUUUAGAAAAUCCUCUGAGCAAGAACCUCUUCUAGAGGGUGAAAUAAUUCUGCAACCCAGAGAAGGCCAACCUGUUAUUCCAGACUUAGAAAAAGAUGACAUGACUGUUCGUAAAGUACAAACACAGAAAAAAGGGGUGCCUUUAUCAGGUGCUCCAGACAAAUACCAUCCUGCACUCUUUCCUGAUCCUUGGAGCCUCCCACCAGAAAUCCAAUCCAAAUUUCUUUGUUUACUUGACAAGACUAUCACAACAGAAGAUGAAAAAAAUGGUGGUAGAGUCUUAUCACCCUCUUUGCAGCAGAAGAAGGAUGAUAUGCUGACUCGCAAGAUUGAGUCUUGGAAAGUAGGAAGUGUUCUGCAGCCAGUCAGUUUUACUCCAGGUCCAUGCAGCGAAGAAGACUGGAAAAAAUGGGAGGCUAUCAGAGAGGCCAGCAAAGUUAGACACAAGAAACGCCAGAUGGUUGAGAGACUGUUUCAAAAGCUUUCUGAUGAGGAUGGGAGCAAGUCUUUGAAUGAUGUCAGUAUAGACGAAGGCCAAGUUAUGCGCCAGGUUCAUUAUGAAGAGCUACAGAAAAUAAAAUCCAAGCUACAGGAACAAGAUCAACAAUGGCAAGAUGAUCUAGCAAAAUGGAAAAAUCGUCGAAAAAGUUUCACUUCAGAUUUGCAAAAGAAAAAGGAGGAGAGAGAAGAAAUCGAAAGGAGAGCCUCUGAGAAUUCUGAAAGAAAUAGCAAGUCACUGAAAGAAAUGCAGCAGGACAGGGAGAACAGAGAUCAAGGAUCCUACCGGGACAUCCAGCAAAAAAGUGAACGCAGGCGAAUGCAUUCAUCAGAUGAUGUAUUUAGUGAAGAAAAACCUCCUUCCAGAUCAUCAGUAGCAAAAGAUUACCUUGUUGAAAAAGAUGCCUCUUACAGCUUUAAGAAGAAUGAAGAAUCAUAUGCUGCACAAACUAACAAUGAGAAUUCUCAAAAGCCAGAGAUCUAUGCAACAGUUGAAACUCAAAUUCCAUCUAAAAGCCUAUUAGAAGAACAGAGCUCAGUCCCUUUGUCUACUCACCCUUCAGUGAAUGCACAAAUGGGGUCAGCUCGGGUUUCAGCUUCUCUCCCCAGAAAUUACCAGAAAACUGAUAGCUCUAGGUUAACAUCUGUGGUUACACCAAGACCUUUUGGUGUCCCCUCAAGAGGAAUCUCAUCACUUCCCAGAUCAUUUACGGUGGACGAUGCCCAGAAAUAUAAUGGAGAAGUAGAUGGAGCUAAGAGAUCUCAAAGUUUGCUCACGAGCUAUUCAUUUUCAACAAUGGAAGCAGGACCACUUCUCUCUGCAGAUGCAAUGACAAGUGGUGGCAAGGAGGAAAAGGAAAGCAUUAAAAUAACAGUGUCUCCUGCACUGAGAGCCUCUGCUACAUCCCAAUACCAGGAUGCAGUGUCCCCUGGUCUUAAAUCAGAGUAUUAUACUCAUUCUGACCCUAUUACAGUUGCAUCUUCUGCAGAAAUAAGAAGCCUGCCAGAGCCAGAGGUUUCAGUGUCACAGGACCAGUACAGUGAAAUGAGAAUCAGUAUAAACCAGAGACCUGGUAACAGUCGCAACUUUGGGUUCACCACAAAUUGGAAACCUUCUGGGGUUUUUAUACAAACAAUUGAAGAAGGUAGCACUGCAGACCUUGGCCAGCUGCAAGUAGAUGAUGAAAUCAUUGCUGUUGAUGGCACAAGAGUUUCACAAAUGGACCAUAAUCAGUGGGAGAAAGCCAUGGCCAAUGCACUAGAAACUGGAAACCUGGUCAUGGAUAUCAGACGAUAUGGAAAAAAUGAUUGGGGCAAAGACCAGCCUUCCCUGCCAUAUGUAAGGCAUAAAAUCCUCAAUCUCACCAGUAUGGCUACCAACAUUGUAGGUACACCUGAAAAUAAAUGGAUUGAUGCAACUUCUGGAGAUCAGAAUUCUACGAACUCUUCAAACAUAUCAGCCAAAAGAGAUUUCUCCUACAGCCUUCAAAAUUCUGAUACUGGAGCAAAAGUGAUAAAUGGAAUGCAAGCAGAUCUGAGCUCUAAUGAACAAAAAGAAUCUGAACCUAUUUCUUUGAAAAACUUAAAAAGACGGUCACAAUUUUUUGAACAAGGAGGCUCAGAGCCUGCAGUGUCUGAUCUCCCGGUUCCGUCUAUUAAUGCUCCUAGUCGUUGGACUUGGGACCAAGAAGAAGAGAGAAAACGACAGGAAAAAUGGCAGAAAGAACAGGAACGUUUACUUCAGGAGAAAUACAGACGUGAACAGGAGAAAUUGCGGGAAGAAUGGCUACAGGCUCAGCAAGAAGCAGAAAGAGAGAGUUCCAAAUAUUUAGAUGAGGAGCCGACUGCCCUAACCUUAAACACAGUAUCGGUAACUGCACAUGCACCACCUAUUUCUAGCUGGAGAACAAACAUGGGAGAAGACACUGAUGCUCCUGAAGGAGGCAGAAGACAUGAAUGGGGGGAACAGCAGCAGAAUGAGGAAGAGAAGGAAAUGGAAAGGCAGAGACUCCAGGAGGAAAGGAGACUUCAAGAGGAAAAAGCCCUGCAUUUGGAGCAAAAAAGGAAAGCCCAAGAACUAGAGCUUGAAAGAGAGUGGAAAGCAAAGGAACAACAGUAUGCUGAGGAGCAGAAGCGGCGGGCGGAGGCUGAGGAGCAGAAGCGGCGGGCGGAGGCUGAGGAGCAGAAGCGGCGGGCGGAGGCUGAGGAGCAGAAGCGGCGGGCGGAGGCCGAGGAGCAGAAGCGGCUCAUGGAAAAAGAAAGGGAGAUACCAAUGCAGAUGCCCCAAUACCGAAGACAUUAUGACCAUUAUGAAGUAUCUCAAAACUUUGAAGAUCCAUCUGGACACUUUCUUGCUGACAGAAAUAAAUCCAGAUCGACUUCAGAACUGGAUGAUUACCCCAGAAGCAGAAAUGGUACAAACAACAAAUAUUUGGAAAGGUCCUGGAAUGUCAGUGAUUCACAGAAGGGGUCUCAAAAAGAGCGUGCCCCGUCUACAGCAGAAAUAGAGAGACAACAUAUCCUUCAGGAAAUGAGAAAAAAAACGUCACUACAUACUGACAACAGCUGGAUUAGGCAGCGUAGUUCUAGUGUGCAUAAGGACCCCGUUAAUCUACACAAGAAUACAAUGAAGAGAGGUGAAUCGUUAGAUAAUCUUGAUUCCGCAAGAACAAGUUCAUGGAGACGUUCAUCUUGGAUGAAUCAAUCUGCCUCUUCCACAUCAUCUAGUCAAGAUUUUGGUCGAUCUGCUGCUCCACUAGUGUCUACUUCGAACAGAGCUUACAUGCGUACCCCCUCCUCCAGUGUAGCACCUCCUUCAGCCAGCUCUGGAAGAUCAGCCACUUCUUCCCACACUUUCCCCUCAGCACCUUCUUCUGUACCGCGUGCUCAGUCUCCUACCUCUGCUUUCCAAUCAGGAGCCCAGCAGCGGAACAAGUCAGUCAGUGGGAAGAAAAUAUGUUCAUACUGUAAUAACGUUCUGGGCAAAGGAGCAGCCAUGAUCAUCGAAUCUCUUGGUCUUUGUUAUCAUUUACGUUGUUUUAAGUGCGCAGCUUGUGCAUGUGACCUGGGGGGCUCACACUCAGGAGCUGAAGUCAGGAUCCGAAACAAUGAACUCUUCUGCAACGACUGCUAUGUCAGAUUUAAAACUGGACAGCCAACCGCCAUGUGAAGCAACCAUAAAUAUGAAAUCAUUGUUGCAGAUAGAAGAGGAGGUGGUUGCUGGUGAUGUAGAUUUAUAAAUAUGUAUUUUGUUUGUGUUUUUUAAGGGUAACUUUUUUGCCUGUCUAGAUUAUGUAGAAGAUGCAUUGUAUCUUUCAUUCAACUUUAGUUAUUUAUGAGAAUGUAAUCACAAGAAGGAAAUCUCUUGGGGGGCGGAGGGGGGGGAACACAUUCACUUUUUGAGUUCAAUAUACUAAAAAGCACAAGGGAGAACAAACAUUUAUCAGUAAUAACUUCAAAACAUUUUUGAGGCUGAUAAUCAACUAGCAGAGUUUCCAAUGGUAUAUGAAGAGGGUAUUUUGUUUAUGUUCUUAAAUGAGCACUAUUGAAAUAGUUAAUAUAAAUAUGUAUUUGUAAUUGCUGUCUUUAUUUUUGACAUAUGCUACGAAGUGAAUUCUCUAGAAUAAUAUGAAGCUGCAUUAAAAUGUACACCAAAAUGUUUGCUUUCUGUAUUGUGGUUUCUAAAACUGUUUACUAUUUGCUUUUUGAAAAUAAAAUACAAAGUAUAG